Molecule: messenger RNA, 1169 nt
Organism: [Candida] anglica
Lineage: Eukaryota; Fungi; Ascomycota; Pichiomycetes; Serinales; Debaryomycetaceae
Source: the annotation of a GenBank genome assembly
AUGUCAAUCUACUCUGCAUCUACCACGGCGCCAGUCAACAUCGCGACUUUGAAGUAUUGGGGUAAAAGAGAUAAAUCUCUUAACCUUCCAACCAACUCUUCCAUAUCCGUGACCUUGUCCCAGAAGGACUUGAGAACUCUCACCACUGCAGCAACCUCUGAAACUUUCACCGAGGACAAGUUGUGGCUCAAUGGUAAGCUUGAGUCCUUGGAGUCUGAGAGAACAAAGGCAUGUCUUGCAGACUUGAAGAAGUUGAGAAAAGAACUUGAAGACUCUGAUGCUUCAUUACCAAAAUUAUCCACCUUUGGACUUCAUAUCGUUUCUGAAAAUAACUUCCCCACUGCUGCUGGAUUAGCUUCUUCCGCCGCUGGGUUUGCUGCCUUGGUCGUGGCCAUUGCCAAGUUGUACAAGUUACCUCAAGAUAUGAGUGAACUUUCCAAGAUUGCUCGUAAGGGAUCCGGAUCUGCUUGUCGUUCCUUGUUUGGUGGGUACGUAGCAUGGGAAAUGGGUGACUUGACCGAUGGUGAAGACUCUAAGGCCGUUGAAGUCGCUCCAUUGGGCCAUUGGCCAGGUAUGAAAGCUGCCAUCUUGGUUGUCAGUGACGACAAGAAGGACACCCCAUCCACUUCUGGUAUGCAAUUGACCGUUGCCACUUCUGAUCUUUUCCAACAUAGAAUCAAGGAAGUUGUUCCUGCUAGAUUCAUUGAAAUGAAGAAAUCCAUCGCUGAAAAGGAUUUCCCACUUUUCGCAGAAUUAACCAUGAAGGACUCCAACUCUUUCCAUGCUGUUUGUUUGGACUCUUACCCACCAAUCUUCUACUUGAACGACACCUCCAAGAAGAUUAUCAAGUUGGUGCACAAGUUGAACGAAUUGGAGGGCAAAAUCAUUGCUGCCUACACUUUUGACGCUGGUCCAAAUGCCGUGAUCUACUACGAAGAACACAAUGAAUCAAAGGUUUUGGGAUUCCUCCACACUGUUUUCAACAAGGUUGAAGGCUGGAAGGGUGAAGUCAAGUCGACCGACUACAAGUUCGACUUUGAUGACCAAUUAUACAAGGGUGUUUCUAAGGUCAUCUUGACCGAAAUUGGUCCUGGUCCUCAAGAUACCGAGGAAACUUUGAUCAAUGAACAAGGGUUACCAAAAUAGAUUUAAUUGCUUAUAUAACGAGG